Messenger RNA from Emericellopsis cladophorae, 1497 nucleotides. RefSeq lists its product as uncharacterized. The coding region runs from base 1 to 1497 and encodes 498 amino acids. The record is from RefSeq and is a predicted model, not a curated record. Lineage: Eukaryota; Fungi; Ascomycota; Sordariomycetes; Hypocreales; Bionectriaceae. The transcript has 4 exons.
AUGGUGGCCGUCGAACACAUUCAGCAGGCCUUAGCCGCCUCCCUCAUUUACUUUUACCCUGUCGCGCACUUCGCACGCACCUUUGGCCCGCUUAUCGAAAAAGGUGUCAAUACUUUCGAGCACCAGAGCCUUACCUCCAGCAGUGACUUACAGGUUGUGACGAGAGCCAACAUCGACACUGUCUACUCCCGGGCCGUGAUCGACCUCUCCGAGAAUGAUGUCCUCAUGACCAUACCCGAGAUCCCGGACGUCAGGACCCACAUCUUCCCGUUCCACGACUUCUACGGCAAUAGCUUUGCCAUCUUGGGCAGCUUCAACAACGCGAGCGAGGGCUCGUGGCGCCUGACCCUCGGGGAGCCCGGCCAAAGCGCCAUCGAGAUAUCCGACCAUGGUGAUUCCUGCGACCCAGACGCGGUCACAGGCACAGUCUACUUCCCAACGACGUACGGAUCCAUUUUCCCGCGCCUGCUCCUCCUCAACGAGCCCGACGACCAGCGCGCCAUUGCCGACAUCCAGAAGAAGCUGACCCUGCAACAGAUCCCGCGCAGGAAGAAGGACCGGCAUGGCAAGGGUGCUUCUCGAAUCGGCAAAGGCGCCCCCCGCUUGACCACGGACCUCAUCAACGUCUCUGGCCUGUCGCCCGGAAGCUACCUCUCACCCGCAGCGUACGACAGGGCCAACAUAACCAUGCUCCUGGAUGUUGCGCAUCGUCUCAUCAAGUACAACCUCCCCGUGAGCCAAGAGAUCGUCAACGACCAAGUCCUCCGGAAUCUCUCCAUCGCGGGCGCAAAAGGUAAAAAACCCUACUCCAUUCCCUGCAACGUCAACCUCGACACCGUCCGCGCCCUGGUCCAGGCCCGUCUCGACGCCGCACUCGCCGAUCCUGGCAACUAUGGCGCCCCCAGUGACGACUCGCGCGCCGACUGGCGAUGGUUUGAGCGUCUCGGUGACUUCGGCCUAGGCUUUGACUGGCGCGCGCAGAUCACGUCCCAGGGCUAUCUGGGUAUCACCACGGAACAGUAUCUCGCCCUGAUCUACACGGGUGGCAAAUCCCCCAUCGGCGCCAUGUCCCUGGUUGAAGGGGAGGCUUUCGUCUGGACGUUCAAUGGACGUCCUCCGCUAGAGAAGCCUGGCGGCUUCUGGAGUCUCACGGUCUACAACGCGGAGGGUUUCCUCGUAUCAAACCAGUACAACAGGUUCGGUCUGGGUGACCGAAGCAACCUGACAUACGCAAACGGAGAAGAGGUCUAUCCUAGCGGAGCUAGGGAGAUGCCUGCGCAGGCCCAGAAUGAGAAUGGGGAUGGAUCUUUUCAGAUCCUGCUGCAGAGUGUUGACAACCCCCCGCCCGCGAACUGGACGAGCAACUGGAUUCCGACGCCUGCAGAGAGCAAUGCAACUUUCUUUAUCAACAUCCGCUUAUACGGCCCGACCGAGGAGUUGAUUGACGGGCCGUACGAUUUCCCCGUGCGCACCAAGGUCGACGCCAUCUCGCAGUAG